This is a messenger RNA of Verticillium dahliae VdLs.17, 156 nucleotides long. RefSeq lists its product as uncharacterized. NCBI's taxonomy places the organism in Eukaryota, Fungi, Ascomycota, Sordariomycetes, Glomerellales, Plectosphaerellaceae. The coding region runs from base 1 to 156 and encodes 51 amino acids. The record is from RefSeq and is a predicted model, not a curated record. The transcript is spliced from 2 exons.
AUGGGUCAGCACAGCACGCCCCCCACGCGUGGGCCUGGGUUUAUGAUCACCCCCUCCUCUAUCGAGUUUUCGGUUGGCGGCAUUUCUACGCUGCACGCGGACGCUUUCUAUCCUACACGUUUACCCGAUCCCGUUAAUUGCGAGAAGGCCCCAUAG